UUACCACAUUUGUUCUAAUCCAAGCACCAAAAUUUAUCUUUUAAACACAUUUCCCGAUUUUCAAUUCCAGUGCUGCGGCCGAAAUCUUCACCUUCUGAUGUUGGGGCAAUCCUUGGGGAAGACUCGACCUGCACUUUGGAACUUUUCUUCUAUUGCUAGAAAGAAGAUGCACCAUGCUCUUGCUCAAUUAACAUCUGGUUCAUCUGAUGAGCAAGAAAUGAUUGGUACCCCAAAUAUGAAUCAUAACAAUAACCAGUUCUCUGAAUUAAAUAGAGUUGAGGUUGUUCAAGCAUUGAACACUUUGAGAAAACAACCUGAUAAGGCUUUGUUAUUUUUUAACCGAUUGAAAGAAGAUGGGUUUUCUCAUGAUGUUUAUACAUAUGCAUCUAUUGUAAGAAUAUUGGAUAAGAACGGUUGGGAAAGGAAAUUGGAUUCGGUGUUGUUGGAAAUCAUUAGGAAAGAGGAGUGUUUAGAUUUUAAAGUCAUGGAUUUGUUUGAAACUCUUGGUGAGGGGCUCGAGGGAGAAGACUCAAACUUUUUGGUUCGAUUGUCCAAUGCACUGGUGAAGGCAUAUGUCAGUGUUGAAAUGUUUGAUGAAGUUAUUGAUAUCUUGUUUCAAACUAGAAGGCGGGGAUUUGUUCCAGAUAUACUCCCAUGUAAUUUUCUCAUGAAUCGUUUGAUUCAUUGUGGGAAAGUUGGCAUGGCUAUAGCUUUUUAUAAACAGUUGAAGAGACUUGGAUUGAAGCCAAAUAAUCAUACUUAUGGCAUUGUAAUUAAGGCGCUUUGCAGAAAGGGUAGGUUUGAGGAAGCUAUUGACAUUUUUCAAGAGAUGGAUGAAGCAAAAGUUACCCCGACUACUUUUGCUUACACAACCUAUAUCGAAGGGCUUUGUAUGCAUAGAAGAACAGAUUUGGGCUAUAAGGUGCUUCAAUCGUGGAGAGACGCAAAGAUUCCUCUUGAUGCCUUUGCUUAUUUAAUUGUGAUUAAGGGCUUCUGCGAUGAGAUGAAAAUGGAAGAAGCUGAAGGUGUUUUAUUUGAGGCAGAAAAGCAUGGCAUUGUUCUUGAUGUGCUUCAUUAUGGUGCCUUGAUAAAAGGGUACUGCAAAUGUAGGAAUAUAGUAAAAGCUUUGGAUGUUCACCAUGAAAUGGAGUCAAAGGGUAUUAAGACAAACUGUGUGAUUGUGACCUCCGUUCUUCAAUGCUUGUGUCAGAUGGGCCUGGAUUUUGAGGCUGUAAAUCAAUUUAAGAAGUUUAGAGACAUUGGGAUGUUUCUUGAUGAGGUGUGUUAUAAUGUUGUGGCUGAUGCUCUCUGCAAGAUGGGUAAAGUAGAAGAAGCUGUAGAAUUGAUCGCUGAGAUGAAUAGUAAACAGAUUUCCCCUGAUAUUAUUAACUAUACCACUUUAAUCAAUGGAUACUGUCUUCAAGGUAAAAUUGAGGAUGCAUUGAAUUUGUUCAAUGAGAUGAAGGACAAUGGUCUCAAGCUUGAUGUAAUUUCUUACAGUGUCCUUGCUGGGGGAUUAGCUAGAAACGGUCUUACACAAGAGGCCCUUGAUCUUUUGAAUGAUGUAGAGAAACAAGGUUUGGAGCCUAAGACUGUCAUGUACAACACAAUCAUUAAAGGUUUAUGUAUAAGUGGAAAGGUGAAGGAAGCUGAAGCUUUCUUUGGUUGUUUACCAGAGAAUUUUGAAAAUUGUGCUGCCUUGGUUGAUGGUUAUAUUGAAGCAAGACUCACAAAAAGUGCAUUUGAUUUAUUUCUUAUGCUGUCUCAGCAGGGAUUUCUAAUUAGUAAGGCUUCUUGCUCAAAACUGCUUUGUUGUCUUUGCAUGGAUGGUAAGAAUAACAAAGCUCUUAUGCUACUGAAGGUCAUGUUUGCUUUCAAUGUUGAGCCUACCAAAUUAAUGUACAGUAAACUCAUCGGUGCAUUUUGUCAGGCAAGAAAUUUGAGAAAGGCCCAGUGGUUGUUUGAUAAAAUGAUUGAUAGAGGGCUAACCCCUGAUCUAGUUAUCUACACAAUAAUGAUAAGCGGCUACUGCAAAAUGAAUCUUUUGCAGGAAGCCGAGAAUCUUUUCAAUAAUAUGAAGGAGAGAGGAAUUGAGCCUGAUGUUAUCACUUAUACGGUCUUGCUUAACAGCCAUAAAAGAAUAAAUUUGAGAUCUCUUUCCAGUCCUGAUGCAACACUAAAUAAAGACAAGACAGUAAUGGAUGCUUCAACUUUGUGGAGUGAAAUGAAAUGCAAGGGAGUAGAACCUGAUGUUGUUUGCUACACAGUUUUGAUUGAUCAGUACUGUAGGACAAACAAUCUUCAGGAUGCAAUUAUGAUCUUUGAUGAAAUGAUUGAUGCUGGAUUAGAACCUGAUAACUUGACAUAUACUGCUCUUGUAUCUGGCUAUUGUAAAAGAGGUUACAUAGAGAAGGCCGUAAACCUUGUUAAUGGAAUGUUAAAUAGGGGCAUACAGCCAGAUAAUUGUACCAUGUCAGCUUUGCACCAAGGUAUCUUGAAAGCAAAGAGAGUUGUGAGAAGGUAGCAAUACUCCAAACAAGACGGUUUAUCUUAUCUAUACCUUGAAGUAUCCAAUUAAUAUGUAUCAGGCUGAGGAAAGCUCUCUCUCCAAGCAUGCAGAAGCUUUUUGCUUUUCCAGGACUUGAGAAUUGAAAAAAUGCAAGUGAUAUUAGAACUCUUGGUAUGAGUUUAUCAUGUUCUUCUUUGAAUGGUGUUUGUAUAUCUGAUCUUCACUUUGGUUUCGUCGUUUAUCUGU
Molecule: messenger RNA, 2755 nt
Organism: Hibiscus syriacus
Lineage: Eukaryota; Viridiplantae; Streptophyta; Magnoliopsida; Malvales; Malvaceae
Product: pentatricopeptide repeat-containing protein At2g26790, mitochondrial
Exons: 4
Coding region: 98-2524 (808 amino acids)
Molecular function (GO): protein binding
Source: RefSeq, a predicted model, not a curated record